AUGACAGUCGUCGACUGUGUUCCAAAGCCCGACAAUUUUAAAGCUUGUAUCUGUCAGUAUCAGCUUUCAUCCGAAGCCAAAACCCUUUCUCACAGUCACGAUUCUCGAAUCAGGCAGGAAUAUUUUGCAUCUGAAAAAUCCUCAUACACUUCGGCCAACCGGACCAUCGAGCCAAAUGGAAAGGGGAGGAUGGACCAAGAUCAGACGAGGAACGAUUAUGCUACAAGUGUUACAGCUGUCUGUAAGGAGACAGAAACCCAUGAUAUCGGCCCAAAGAUGUUUUCUGCUUUGCAGCUUCUUCUUCAGCCGUUGUGUAAGGGCUUCCGCUUGCUGGACAACCUAAGAAACGAAAACUUCCAGAGGGAUGCUCAGGUGGAAAUUCAAGCUGUUGGGUAA
Protopolystoma xenopodis is the source of this 396-nucleotide messenger RNA. The record is from the annotation of a GenBank genome assembly. Lineage: Eukaryota; Metazoa; Platyhelminthes; Monogenea; Polystomatidea; Polystomatidae.